GCCUUAUCUUCCCAGGAAUCACAAAACCAUCGAACUUUCGGCACUCAUUAGAAAACCAACAAUGACCACCACGGCUCUCACCAUGACAUUCUUUGCCUCGGGUCGUUCCCUGGCCUCGUUGACGAGCAAGUCCGUGCUCUCGAAAGGCACUUGCAUGCCUAUUAGAGCCCCGAGUUUGAGUUCAGACAUGACUGCCUUCACGUCGCGAAACUCGUCCUCGCCGUCGACGUGGACGUCGCGUCGCCUUUACAGCAAUGGCAUCAGCAACGACGGGCGCAUGACCCACCCGCAACCAACCACUAGCUCCUCGGGCAACCCUCCUCCGCUGUCUUCGAAAUCGACCCAUACCGCUAAAUCCCCUGCUAUUAAGGCCGGUGAAGCUGCUAAGGAGCAGGCAGCAAAACAGGGAACAGGAGUAGGAGCAGGAGAGAGUGGAGAGAUGACAAUGGACUGGAAUUCGUAUUUCCUGCUCCGCAGGACCCGUCGUAACUAUGAACGCCUCUUUAUGGCGCCGUGUGCUUUGACCGGUUUGCUCGGAGCUGGAUAUUACUUCGCCCAGAAGGAUUUUGAUCCGACACCUAUUUUCGGCAUGGACCAGGUCGUCGUCUAUUUUGCUGGCACGGCCGCGGCGGGUAUCGCUGGAUUGGCAGUUGGUCCUGUCGUUGGCAACAUGGUGUUUAGGGCGAUGCAUUCCAGAGCCAGACCGCUUGUAGAUAGGAUGGAUAAGGAAUUCCACAAGCACAUUGUCAAGAAUCGAGCGGAUCCAACGGCCAACUCGGUGCGCAAUCCUGUACCGGAUUACUACGGCGAGAAGAUCAAGUCUGUGAGCGAGUAUCGAAAAUGGCUCAGGAAGCAGCGCGAGUACCGCCGCAAGGCCACAUUCUUCGUGGGCGUUGAUUAGACGAAUAACCCUUUUCAGAACGUAUGUAUCCAAACCGUCGCAUGGCGAUCGUUGUGCAGAAGUAUGACUCGGAUAGGACAAAAAACAAUACGAAGGACACAUGCAGCGCCGUUUUGCUUGUUGCUUCGACACUCCACACUCAAAAGUUCAAUAAAUUUUCUUCCAGAAUGCAAUUCAUGCUGGUUUAUUG
Molecule: messenger RNA, 1091 nt
Organism: Gamsiella multidivaricata
Lineage: Eukaryota; Fungi; Mortierellomycota; Mortierellomycetes; Mortierellales; Mortierellaceae
Product: mitochondrial import protein Pam17-domain-containing protein
Exons: 2
Coding region: 62-901 (279 amino acids)
Biological process (GO): protein import into mitochondrial matrix
Cellular component (GO): PAM complex, Tim23 associated import motor
Source: RefSeq, a predicted model, not a curated record